Psylliodes chrysocephalus is the source of this 5633-nucleotide messenger RNA. NCBI's taxonomy places the organism in Eukaryota, Metazoa, Arthropoda, Insecta, Coleoptera, Chrysomelidae. The record is from the annotation of a GenBank genome assembly.
UAAAGUGUCAAUCGAGCGCGCUCGAGUGUAUUUUUCGAACUCAGCCCUGUGUGACUCCGUGUGUGACAGAAGCACAUGACGAGUGGCUAACUUCAACUCGGUAGUGUUCAUGGCAAUUUGUUUGCAGUGAAACGUUAAAAAUGUGUUUAUAUAUUGUUGUUGCAUCAGAUUAUUAAGAUUUUUAAUAGCGAAGCGUGAUUUCGUAGAAAAUGAAUUCUUUGCAAUACGUGGUACAUCCUUUGCCCGGAACCGAAGAGCAAUUUAAUGACAGGUUGAAAGAGGUAGCAGAUAGAAUCAACAGGUUGGGGCAGAAUGUCCAUCCAGGAUUGUCAAAUUUACGUACUGGAAUUAAGCGAGUUUGUUUAUCACCAAAUUAUAUAGCUUUGUUGUUAGAAGACAAUAGAAUUUGUAGAAUAUCUUAUAAUGUAUUACCAGAUAGAUUAGACCUGAGCAAAAAUGAAAAAAAAUCUUGGGCAAUACGUAGUUCAGGGGGCGCUGGGGCAGGAGGAGCAAGCGGAACUGGGGGAAAUGGCAACACUAAACCCACAAGUGGAAGAGGAAUUAGAACCAGAGCUAGAAUAAUGAGAUCUAACACUGCUAUUAGAGGCGGAAGUAAUAGUGGUAGUAGAGGAGCCCCAGUUAUUAUAGGAACUAGUUCUUCAAGUACAGGCAGACCUAUGGUCACAGUACCAGCGCCUUAUGUGCCAGAGGAAUUGGUAUCACAAGCACAGGUUGUUCUACAAGGAAAAAGUAGAAACUUAAUUAUUAGAGAAUUACAAAGAACAAAUUUAGAUGUAAAUCUCGCUGUAAACAAUCUUCUAUCUCGUGAUGACGAAGAGGGCGAAGAAGGAGAUGAUGCAGCUGAUUCUUAUGUACCUGAAGACCUUAUAUCAUUACUUGAUGGUGGUUUUCACCCUGAGCAUUCAGUUAUAAUUGAUGCGGAUGCAAUGUUUUCUGAAGAUAUGUUUGGAUAUUCCAGUAUCAGGAACUUCCUUAACAGUCGUGGUAGCAGUGGCCGGAAUCGUAUACCCGACAGAGACGCACCUUCAAACAACGCAGGUGGCAACUCUGACAGAGACAGAGAGAAUUUUUCAAGGUGGCGAGAUAGGCAGUAUUUUGGACCAAGGAGAUGGUUGGAAACUGCAUUGAGGGAUAAUACUUUCGAUAAGGAUGCAGACCACAAGAAAAAAGAUAAUGCUUGUCCACUUUGGAUAUCAGAUGAUCUUGAAUUCUGGCCUGAACCUGCACCGAAAUUUACACAAAUGGCAACUUUAUACAGCGAACUCAUAGCCCUCUCUACUACUGGGCAAAUUUACCAGUGGAAAUGGAAUGAACAUGAACCAUACAAACACCCAGAAAAUCCCAACGUCCACCACCCCAAAACUAUACCUUUGGGCCUAACAGGCGAAAAAAUAACUCAGUUGUCAGCAUGUUCAAUGCGUUGUUCUGUAUCUACAGAGUCUGGAAAAGUGGCAACGUGGUUGGAUGAGUUGUUGACACCUGCUUCUAGCAAACUGGAACAUGCAGCGCAAGCUUAUACAGAAUUUCAGUCGGAUAAGAUCAUUUCUUUGUAUACUUGUCCUUUAUACACAGUUGCCAGAUUGGAAAGUGGUAGUUUGUAUUGGUGGGGAGUAUUGCCAUUUGCUCAGAGGAAACGCUUAUGGGAAAAAUAUAGAACAAAAUGUCGAAAGCAAAGACCAUCCAGCAAUCAGUCAGAAAUAGUGGCAGGCUCUCAAGUUUGCAUGAAAAACUGCCCAAUGUAUCAGCCAGGCGCUAUAGCUUUUACCGUCGCCAGUGGAGUACCCAAAGUAGGGCAACUACAGAAUGCUGCUUGGACUUUAAGUGACACUUGCACAUUCAAAAUUAUGAACGUUGCUACCUCAGAAAAAAGGAGCGAAGUUGGACCAACUGCCCCCUCACUGGAAAAUGUUUUUGUAGCUAAUCUAGGAAGUAAGUCUACAACCAAUAAAGAAAAUACCGAUAGGUUGGAUAUGCCACCUCCACCAUCACCAGCUUCUAGUACAUGCAGUGAUACAGGCAGUGUCAACAGUCACAAGCGUCAAAAAAGAUCAGUCGUCACCAAUUCUGAACCAGGUAACGAUCAGAAAAAAGAUGAAGAAGAGUGGUUAUUACGUGAUGUAAUUUUCGUAGAAGACGUUAGGAGUGUACCGACGGGGAGGGUUUUAAAAGUAGAUGGUGCAUAUGCUGCAGUACGGUUUCCUUCAGCUCACACAAAAGUAGCAUUUGACGUUGACGAAAUCUUGCAGGAUUGUAGAUUAAUGAGAAAAGAUGAGUUGCAGGUCAUAAAAUCGUCUUCCAAUUCUCGCGUCCCUGAUUGUUUCCAAAGAACACCAAGAAGAAUUCAAAUACCAGACAAUGGUGGUCAAAUUUUAACUAUAGCCGUGGAUGGUCAAGGAAUACAUGCCAUUGUCAGAAAUGGUUCUAAACUCAGUUAUGUAAUUUAUAACAUAAGUAGUGGACGAGUGGAGCAGGAUAAUCAAUUUCCCAGUGAAACUGCAGCUUUUAUGGGAUUGUAUCCAUCUUACAUAAAUUUAACUUGCGCAGGAGAGAGUUCUGAAUCAAUUUUAAUCUUAAGAGACGGCAAUAGCACGAUAUAUCCUCUAGCUAAGGAUUGUGCCGACGCAAUUAGGGAUCCCCAAUUUUUAGACGUACCGCCUGUUAAAUGCCUAACCACCAGUACUCUCGCACUGUGUGGUACUGGUACUAAUAUGAAAAACCAAGUUGCUAUAGUCAUUUUCGCCUUAGAACAACAAUUAUUGAUGCCGAAGAUUUUGAGAUGCGAUUUAGAAGGCGUUAGACAAGUGUUGACGCAAUUGGACAAUGAUUUUAAGACACAUAAUAUGGGCAAAUCGUUUUUGAACGAGAAAUGUGAUGGAAAUCGAAAUAUUUUUCAUGCAGUUGUUAAUAUGUGCACGCCAAUUUCAAAUAAGGAUCCUGAAACAGAACAACCCACCUUUGUCCAAGAAGAACCAAUUCCCACUCCCAGCUGGCCACCAGAAACUUUUGAUGGAACUUCUGGUGAUGAAGACAGUUUAAUGAGCUUGGGUAGCAGUGCUGCGAAUAAGGGAACAGGUAAUCAUCCAAAUCCGCCCAUAGGAAAUACAGUGACUGACCCAUCAGAAAGAAGGUCAAAUGCAAUGCAAAUUUUACACUCCUUAUUGUAUGAUUCUUCUGCACUUGAAUCGCAUUUGAUUGAAAUGUUGUGUGCCAAGGAUUCUCAAGGCCAAACCCCAUUCAUGUUAGCUGUAUCGUCGCGAAGCUAUCCAGCAGCUUUAGAACUUUUUGAAAAAAUCAUCAAACUUGGUACCAUUCAAGAACGUGAUGAAAUGAUAUUCCCUAAAGCCUCAAAUCCCGACCAUUCUCCGUUACACGUGUUGUGCUGCAAUGACACCUGCAGCUUUACUUGGACAGGUGCAGAACACAUCAACCAAAACAUUUUUGAAUGUAGAACUUGUGGACUUACAGGUACUCUUUGCUGUUGUACCGAAUGUGCCCGAGUCUGUCACAAAGGGCAUGAUUGCAAAUUGAAGAAAACUUCUCCGACUGCUUACUGUGAUUGCUGGGAAAAAUGCAAAUGCAAAGCUCUCAUAAUGGGAAAUCAGACUGUCAGAUAUGAAUUAUUGACACGUUUGGUUAAAGAGACCAAUUUGGUGUGUCAGCCCAAUUCAAGGGGUGAAAGUAUUCUCCUUUUCUUAGUUCAAACUGUAGGGCGACAGAAUCAGGAACAAAGGCAAUUUAGAAACUCAAGAUCUAGGACAGCAUCUUCCAAUUCAAGAACAAAGACUCCUUCAUCAGAUGUUGAAUCAGAUAUGCCAGAACACGACUUGGAACCCCCAAGGUUCAGCCGCAGAGCCCUAGAAUGUCUUUUGGGUGAUUGGAAAGCUGUCAAAAGCAUGAUUAUGUCUGGAGUUUCAAACGAAUCAACCAAAGAAGGCCCUUAUGAAGACCAACCAUAUGUCACUGGGCAAACGGGAACUACGUUGUUGGAUAAAUUUACCCAUUGUUUCUUUGUUAAAUGCCAGAUGGUUUUAGACGUUCUCCUUGAGACUAUUAUUAAAGAGAUGAAAACUAAUGAUUUCAAACAAAGAGAGAUUGCCCAUUUGAUUGCUAGAAGAUUUGUUAGAUCAGUUGUCAGGAUUUUUGUGAUAUUUAGCAUUGAGAUGGCACCAAAUACAACUAAACGACAACGUUUCGGCAAUCAGAAUUUACCCUUGAGCAAAUGUAAAAGAGUAUUUCAAUCUUUGUCAAAACUAUCCAUAGAGGAAUUAUGUGAAACUGCCGAUUCUUUGAUUGCUCCUGUAAGAUUGGGAGUGGCUAGACCUACAGCACCGUUUUCUUUGGCUACUUCUCCUAAUGACAUUUUAAAUGGUUCCGAAGAACUAUUUUUGGUUGACCCUCUGGCGCCAUCUUCAAAUAACGGAGGUUCUAGGUCAGUAGGUAAUUCCCAAUCGUCAGAUAAUUUCCCUUAUUUAGCUGAAGCUGUUCGAAGUGAUUUAUUGAAUAGAGCUGCUAGCGGUGCGUUGUUGAACGAUUUGAAUGACGGAGAUGGUAUGGCAAUUGACAAUGAUGAUGAUAAUGCUUCUGAACAUGAAGAUGCUCCUGCAGACCGCGAACUGCCAAUAACCGUGCGUCAAGCAUCUUUAAAUGACAGUGAACCACAAGAAGUGGCAGAAGGGCAACAAGAAAGUAGAUUGCCAGGUGAAGAUUCCGAUCCUGAGCUAGAUCUAUUGGCAGAAACAGAAUCUGACAGCGAUGAUAAUCACAGUAAUCAAGAUGCCGCGUCUGCACAAAGAUCUGUACAAACUGGAGCCACAGCAGGAUCAGAUACAGGAGGUAUGUUACUAUUUCCGGAAGACGAAAGUGGCGAGUCUUCACAACAAGAGGAAGAGGAAAGUGAAGCUGGUGAAACUGAUGAACAAGACACCGAAGAUUAUGCUUUGACAGAUGAACAACUGGAAAGAAGAAGUAACGCUGCUGGUCAUGGUCAACGAACUAAUUUAGCUCCUCAAAACAUGCAGUGGGCAAUACGUUCUCGAGAAGCAGGUAGAUCACAAGGAGUACGUCUACCAAAUGGUUCUAAUUUAGUAUUCAUAGAUCCUAGCUCGCUAAGAAGAUCUACUACUGGAAGUUCAACUGUAGCUGCAAGUUCUGAACCUAUUACUAUGGCUACCACAGCCAGUUGCUUAGCUAGAGCAUUUGGUAUCGUUGUUAGGCAGAUUUCCGAUUUACUUUCGCUAAUACCAGACAUUAAUCAAAUUGUAUCAUCUUCAUCUGCCAACAUGGAAGUCACUCAGGAUGAUAUCUACAAUGUACAGAUUUAUUUGGAAUUCCGCCUUAAACCAACAUGGGACUGGCUUUUAACUGUCAUGGAUGCAACAGAGGCGCAGUUGAAAUUUGGUGCUUCUCUCACAAAUUCUCUGGAUCUGACAAGCCCGGGUCAUCCUCUGAACACGGGAACGACCAAUAGCACAGGAGUCGCUUCUAGUUCUGCAAGUAACAUCAGAUCUGCUCAUAGAACACACACAGUUACAGGUGGUUCUGGUAGUUCCUCUAGUACAAGAAUUGUUGGCUUUACUACCAAUGGAGAACGGACUAGACCAGACAGAGACAGU